UGGGAAAAUAGAUCUAGGUCUUCAAGGACCUUGUGGGCGUGAUGAUGAUAAUUACUUCCUCCGUUCCAAAAUAAAUGUCUCAAGCUUAAUAUAAUUUUAUAUUAAAAUUAGUAUAAAGUUAAGACAGUUAUUUUGAAACGGAGGGAGUAUUUGUUUACACAGUCAGCAUUCAGCAACAAGCCGGAGUAGUGGAGGCACACAAAGAAAGCGGCCAUGGGUCCCGUCCGUGCAAUGAUGCGCACACACUACCGGUGGAGUGGAGUAAAAGAGCAGCCCACAUUGCAGCUUUGCCCCGUCACGCAUAAACCUCCACAGCUGACACCGAAAGCACUGGAUCUGGGGAGAAUGGCCCCAAGAUUGCUCGUCGUUCUUCCAGUGGUGCUGCUUGGUUUGGCCUUCCAGGCCAUUCUCCAGCCACCACCUACAAAACGUUGCGGCUCGGCAGGUGGACCUCCUGUGACAUCUCCCAGGAUCAAACUCAGGGAUGGCAGGUACCUCGCAUACCGGGAAGACGGUGUGCAGAAGGACAAGGCCAAGUACAAGGUCAUCACAGUGCAUGCAUUUGAUAGCACCAAGGACUUCCCCUCACCUGUUUCGAAGGAGCUUGUGGAAGAACUCGAAAUUUACCUCCUUGCAUUUGAUAGAGCAGGGUACGGGGAAAGUGACCCAAACCCCGGACGGAGCGUCAAAAGUGAAGCGUUGGAUAUAGAGGAGCUCGCCGACCAGCUGGAGCUUGGACAGAAGUUCCAUGUCUUGGGUGUCUCCAUGGGAGGAUACACAGUCUGGGGUUGCCUCCAGUAUAUACCUCACAGGCUGGCAGGAGCCACGCUAGUUGUACCAGUUAUCAAUUACUGGUGGCCUUCUUUCCCACCAGAGGUGUCCAGGCAGGCUUUCAAGAAGCUCAUUGUACCAGAGCAGAGGACCCUCUGGAUCGCACACAAUGUACCUUACUUGUUAUACUUGUGGAUGACCCAGAAAUGGCUCCCUUCUUCUGCGGCAGCCAUGCAUCAUCCUGAAAUAUUUAGCAAACAUGAUAUGGAGGUGAUUCAGAAGAUGAUGGCAAUGCCAAGAACCAUUGAGAAUAAAUCAAGGCAGCAAGGAAUUUAUGAAUCUAUCCAUCGAGAUUUACUAGUUGCUUUUGGGAAUUGGGAGUUCGAUCCAAUGAAUAUUUCAAAUCCAUUUCCUACAAAUGAGGGUUCUGUACACAUCUGGCAAGGAUAUGAAGAUAGGUUGGUGCUGGUUGAGCUGCAGCGGUACCUUUCAAAGAAGCUUCCAUGGAUCCAGUAUCAUGAAGUCCAAGAAGGUGGACAUAUGUUCAUGCUGGUGGAUGGAUGGACCGAUAAAAUUAUCAAGGCGCUCUUGGUAGGAGAAGAGGCAUCACCGAUGUGACUAAAGAUUCAUCUUUGAGCUGUUACUGGGCAGUGCAGAUGCUACGAACUUCUUUCCCCCAAGUUUUAUCCCGUGGGACACCAAAUUUGUCCAGUUCAAAAGAUGAUAGAUCAUACUUCACUUGCUCACUGGCCUCUUAGGAGGAUGUUCUCCCCUCCCUUUUCAAUGCAAUGAAACGCAAAGGCUUUUUGCGUUUUCUCGAAAAAAACUAUUGUUCUCCAGUACAUUGAAAUUACAAUAUGUGAAACCUUGUUGCUUGUUUCUUA
This is a messenger RNA of Hordeum vulgare subsp. vulgare (domesticated barley), 1655 nucleotides long. RefSeq lists its product as uncharacterized. Lineage: Eukaryota; Viridiplantae; Streptophyta; Magnoliopsida; Poales; Poaceae. The record is from RefSeq and is a predicted model, not a curated record. The coding region runs from base 214 to 1389 and encodes 391 amino acids. The transcript has 4 exons.